Molecule: messenger RNA, 1377 nt
Organism: Aspergillus alliaceus
Lineage: Eukaryota; Fungi; Ascomycota; Eurotiomycetes; Eurotiales; Aspergillaceae
Exons: 2
Coding region: 1-1377 (458 amino acids)
Biological process (GO): SCF-dependent proteasomal ubiquitin-dependent protein catabolic process
Cellular component (GO): SCF ubiquitin ligase complex
Source: RefSeq, a predicted model, not a curated record
AUGGUGUACCUCUCCUCCGAACUCGUGUUAGAAAUCCUGAAGUAUGCAGAACCCAAUAUAGCUCCUUUUCUGCGAAUAAACUCCCAAUGGUUUUUCUGUGGGAUUUCCCUUGUAUGGCGACAUGUAUGGUCCGGGGUCCUUCACCGAGUCCCAAAGAACCGAAGACAGAUUUAUACCUCCGAGAUUCGAGGAUUUCGCAUUUAUCCGGAGGCCACCAAGUAUCUGGGAGAACUCAGUCAUCUUCCCUGGCCGAAGUUAGAAAUGCUGUAUAUCGACUUUGGAUACGAUGACAAGCUCGGACAGUCCGUGGCUCUAACAGAUAAUCCGUAUUUGAAAUGCUACAUGCACCGGGGGCUUACCGGUAUUCAUCUCCAAGGAGCAUUUGACCCCGAGUUACUUCGCCUUUCUCAAGUUUCCUGCCCUCGUAUCCAGAGAUUUUCGAUUAGCACAUCGGGCACUCGUAUUACGCCAGAAGUCUUCCUUGAAUAUCUCCAGGAAAGUCCAUCGUUAACAGACAUAUCUAUUAACUCCGAAGAAUUGGUAACUCGUGAGAUACUCAAUCAUCUAGCGGGUCGCGAUGGUCUACAACACCUUUAUCUUGAGGGUAUUAUCGACAUAGACGCCAUCAAAGCUUUGAACAUAUCAUCUCCUUUCAAGACCCUGCAACACCUCACUGUGUCAGCCACGGAAGCAGCACUUCCAUUGCUGGUCGGCGUGAUCGGAUCGGUCCGGAGCGUCCACCUAACCCUAGAUGGGCCACGCGACCCCCUCCGUGACGUGACGUUUGACAGUGUUGCUCUUAAACAUAUUUCCAACUUGGUCGAACUACGGGUCCUGAAUCUGUUCGUCUGGGGUAAUAUGAGGAUCAGGAAUGAGGAUAUGGUAUCCCUCAAAAGUCUGACGCAAUUGAGACGCCUGAGCAUCAGCGGGGCCUGCGCAACUUCUCUUAUAGCGCCGAGACUCCAAGACGCUGAUUUUGAAGAGCUGUUCAGGAACCUCGGCCAACUGGAAUCCCUCAAUUUUGAUGUCUUUCGCUCUGACAUAACCACCGACUCCCUAAAGAGUCUGGGCAGAUGUUGCCCGUCACUUCAACGCUGCGAGAUCAUGGGUAUCUAUGACAUGGCGGCUUUCAGAUAUGAAAAGGCACCCUUGUUUCCGACACUCGUGCUUCUCUCCAUCGGGGCUUUUACUAACCUUGAACGAAUGAUGUCGUCGAGGCGACCAUAUGAACACGUCCGACAAAUUGAGAAACACUUCCCAAAUCUACAGGAACUCGAUUGUACGUUCCGUACAUUUCCCAUUGUGCAGGAUGAAUUCCCCGAAAAGGUCUUGCGUACAUGGUGGAAGAGGCAAGAGGCUAGAAAAACCAAACCAUGA